Messenger RNA from Aphanomyces invadans, 6963 nucleotides. RefSeq lists its product as hypothetical. Gene Ontology annotation, molecular function: microtubule binding. NCBI's taxonomy places the organism in Eukaryota, Oomycota, Saprolegniomycetes, Saprolegniales, Verrucalvaceae. The coding region runs from base 33 to 6935 and encodes 2300 amino acids. The transcript has 20 exons. The record is from RefSeq and is a predicted model, not a curated record.
AUUCAAUCCUUUCGGAAUCCACCGGCGCGGGAAUGGGCAACGUAAUUGGGAUCAGUCCCAGCGACAACCAGGAAGCGCACCGAGCGUCGUUGAUCGAUGAAAUCGUACCCUUCGACAACCUGAGCAUCCACGAGGUCGAAAUCUUCUGGAGAAACUUCUAUGAUCAUGCAUCCGGGUUUGCCAUGUCCAAGCACGAGUUCACGACCAUGUGCAUCAAUGUCGCGUGCCAGCUGAACAAAUCGCCCAACCAGAUGGCUCACGACGCGGGCGUUCUGUUUGACGUGCUAACGAAGGAAUCGGACGCCAAGCUUCUCGACGCACUCGAGUUUCUCGCGAGCAUUGUUUUCAUCUGCACGGCGCCGCUUGACGACAAAAUCGAUCUCGUGUAUGACAGCUGGGACAUGUCCGAAGACAAUGGCUUGCAAAUUGACGAAGUUGUCAUAUCGCUCAAGUCUACGCUACUCGGGUUGGCGAAGAUCAUAGUGAUCGAGGAUAAACCCAAGACGACGGACACGCUGGACGACGACCCGAUCCGGCGACUGGCCGAGAUGGCGUUCCGCGACAUGCUGAAAGUGUCUCCAUCGACUCCCAUCCGCAGCGAAGAUACGAUCUCGUGUGACGUGUUUCACGCAUACUGUUUGUCCAAUCCGGACGUGAAAGAACUCUUUGUGUGGUUUGACGCCGUCGAGCAAGACGUGCUCAACGGACUUGACCCGUUCGACAUUCCCGAUAGGUCGCUCAAACAUGUCCUACAGAUGGACCCAGACGCUGUCAUCGAGAAGGAUCUCGUGCGGGCGGCAGAUCCCGGUGACGAAUUCAUGGCCGUCAAGCCAUGGGAAGGUGCAAUUGUCGCUCCGUCCAAAGUCACGCCUCUUGACCCCAGUGCCCCCGUGCUGAGUCUGUCAUUGCAUUGGAUCUACGGCUACAACGCCCAAGAUACCUACGCCCGCAACAAUGUUCGGUACACGAAGGGGGGGGAGAUUGUGUACACAGCAGCAAGUGUCGGAGUUGUGCUGAACGCCAAGGCGAACACCCAGCGCCAUCUCUUGGCCCACACCGACGAUGUCUUGAGCAUCGCGCUCCAUCCAUCGAAAGGACUCGCCGCCACCGGCGAGACGGGCAAAACGCCCAAGCUGAUUGUAUGGGACGUGACAACUGUCAAGCCUCUCGUAACUCUGAGGGGGUACCACUCGCGCGGCAUCAUCCAGCUUGCAUUUUCCACAAUUGGCAACGAGCUGGCGACGCUGGGUGCCGACGACGAUCACAGCGUCGGCGUGUACACAACUCGGGAUAUGUGGCACACGGCGGAGUUGACGUGGUUUGCCAAAGGCAACAAGGCAAUUCCGCUCCAUGUGUUGUGGCAUCCCACGGACGCCAUGCAAUUUUGCUGUCUCGGCGUCAAGUUCAUUGAAUUUUGGGACAAGCAAAAGUGUACCAAAGGCAUUUUUGGAAAGAAAGGCAAACUCCAGCCUCUGCUGUGCGCCGCGUGGGUGCCACUGGGCACAGUCAUGACACUUGUCGUGGGCACCAGCGACGGCGCGUUGUACUUGUUUCAGCGCCCCGAGCUUCGGUCGACCAUCGAAAACGCGCACACCGCAAGUGUCCAAACCAUGUACGUCCUAGACAAGACACUUGUCACCGGUGGAAAGGACGGCCAAAUCAAGCUGUGGGUUGCCGAAAAAUCGAGUCUGACGUGCCUCACGACCUUUGACUGCAAUUCCUUGCUUGGCACUGCUGGAGUAGUGCUGCAAAGCUUAUGCCUCUCACCGGACGGCUCGACCAUCUUGCUUGGCACUCAAACAUCUGAAAUCUACGAGCUCAGCGUCAAGGAGAAAUCCAUGUCGAUGGCGCUCAUGUGUGGCCACUCGGUUGACGAGCUGUGGGGACUGGCCACCCACCCAACGAAACAAGAAGCAGUGACGGUGGGAGACGACAAGUGGCUGCGCGUGUGGGACUUGACUACGACGAGAGUUUUGCGAAGCGUCAAACUCGAGUGCAUGGCCCGCGCCGUUGCGUACUCGCCCGAUGGAAAGCUCAUCGCAGUGGGUCUUGGUGGUCAAGUGCCUGGCAAAGACAAAGCGAAUAAACAUCCAAAAUGCGGGGGCGUAGUCGUGCUGGUCGCGUCGGAUCUUUCCAAGGCGUUUGAGCGAAACGAUACGAAGAAAUGGAUCGCUGAUGUAAAGUUCAGUCCAAACGGUAGCACGCUCGCCAUCGCUAGCCACGACUCGAGUGUGGUGCUGUACGACAUGACCAAGCAGUGCGCGAAGAAGCACGCGUUCAAAAAGCACAGCAGUUUCGUGUCGCAUUUGGACUUUUCCGCCGAUGGAUCGUACCUACAGAGCAUUUCUGGCGCUUAUGAGUUGUUAUAUUGCGAUGUUAAGACUGGCAAACAAGUCACGAGCGCGUCGGCGUUCAAAGAUGAACAGUGGGCGACGUGGACGUGCAUCUUGGGUUGGCCAGUCCAGGGCAUUUGGCAACCCGAAAGCGACGGGUCCGAUAUCAAUGCAGUCGAUCGAUCGCACUCGGGAUCGUUGUUGGCUACGGCGGAUGAUUUUGGCAAGGUCAAGGUGUUUCGGUACCCGUGUGUGAAGAAAUACGCAGGAUUUCUCGACUUCCUCGGCCACUCGUCGCACGUGACAAACAUUCGAUGGUCGGCCGCCGAUCAGUUUUUGCUGUCCACGGGAGGCCAAGAUCGCUGUUUAUUUCAGUGGAAACACGACAUUGCUGUAAAGCAACCGGUGGCAGCGACCGUCCACAAGUCGUUCCCAAGUAAUCAAGCCACGCAUGACAGCCAUGAUUCGACCACCACUGCUUUGGACAACUCGGACGUUGAAUUUGAAGUAAGUGGCGACGAAUUCAUGGCUGUCAAGCCGUGGAUCGGUGCCAUCAUCCCUCCAUCUGUCUUGCCCAUGGUCGACAAUACGAAGCCUCCACCUACAACGUUGACGCUGCAACACGUUCACGGGUAUCAAGGGCAGACAGCUCUCAACAAUGUUCGAUAUAUGGAAGCAAAUCGAAUCGUGUACCAUACUGCGGCACUUGGCGUUGUGUUCGACUCGAGUAGCAGCUCCCAGCAGUUCUUUCAAGAACACGACGAUGAUAUUGUGGGGCUGGCACUGCACCCGAAUCGCAAGACGGUCGCGACGGGCCAAAUGGGCAAAGUACCAAAAAUCCACGUGUGGGAGCUCGGGUCCCGAGGCAAAUAUGUGAGUUUGGCAUGCUUGCAAGGGUUCCACAAGCGCGCCGUGCCGGUUUUAAGCUUCUCAACGGACGGGACGACGUUGGCGUCCAUGGGGAACGAUGAUGACCACAGCAUCGCCAUUUACAAGUGGAAGGAAGGACUGCUCACGGCAUCGUCGAAAGGCGUUCGGAAUACUUUGAUGCACUUGAUGCACGUGCCCUCCACGAACGAAUGGGUGUGUCUGGGAGACAAAUUGAUCACGUUUUGGUCGGAACAAGGGCGAAACCUGAAUGCGAAGAAAGCAGUGCUGGGCAAGACCACCACCCCGCAGAUGUUUUACUGCGCUGUGGCCAUUCCAAGCGCUGCUACCAGCAAAGCGUUGUCCAAACUCGUUGUUGGCGCGCAUGAUGGAUCGCUACUUGUCCUGGACGAUAAGUGCGUAUCCAAGGUGCUGAAGGCGCACACGGGUCCAGCCUAUGCCGUCUUUGCAUCUCCCACCAAGGCCGAGUGGAUUAGCGGAGGCAAGGAUGGCAAAGUAAUCGUGUGGGACAUCAAUCUCAGCGCGCUGCACAGUUUUGACAUCGCCGGACCGUUGACAAAACUGUUCAACAUGUCUCCAGAAGUGUCGUCGAAGUUGCCGUCGGUGUUUGCUGUCCGCAGCGUGUGUUUUAACUCUGACCACACACGCAUCCUCCUCGGAACGAGUGGCAGUGACGUCGUGCAGUUUGACCGGAUGGGAACGAAGGCCACUGUUGUCACGCAGGGCCACUCUCAGGACGAGCUCUGGGGACUGGCUGUCCAUCCAACCAAACCUGAAUUCUGCACUGUGGGCGACGACAUGACUUUGCGGGUGUGGAGUACCGAGCACCGCCUGCAACUCCGCAUGAAAGCCUUGGAUUGCGUCGCUCGCGCGUGCGCGUAUUCCAAUGGCGGCGCGCCGUUCUGCAUUGCCGUGGGGUAUGGUGGCCGCAUAGGCAGCGGCAAGAAGAAGCACCAGAAAGAGGGUGGGCUCGUGGUAUUUCGAGACGCAGACACGUUUGACGUUCUGUAUGAGGACAAGCCGUCCAAGGAGUGGAUUUCGGAGAUCAAAUUUUCCCCGGACAACUCGAUUUUGGCGGUCGGGAGCCACGACAAUGCAAUCUACUUGUACGCGGUCGUUGCCAACGCGAAAUUUACAAAAAUGAAGAAAAUGUUUCGCGGCCACAACAGCUACAUCACGCACUUGGACUUUUCUAGCGACAGCAAGUACAUCCAGAGCAAUUGCGGGGCGUACGAGCUCCUGUUUUCCGACGCCACAACGGGCAAGCAAGUCACGUCCGCCCGUAGCCUGCGCGAUGUCAAGUGGGACUCGUGGACAUGUGCGUUGGGGUGGCCCGUGCAAGGCAUUUGGCCAACCUGUGCCGACGGCACGGACAUUAACGCUGUCGAUCGGUCGCAUUCGUGUGACCUUGUGGCGACAGGCGACGACUUUGGCCACGUCAAGUUGUUUCGGUUCCCUGCAGUCGCCAAGCACAGUGUGUCCUACUCGUACUCUGGUCACUCGUCCCAUGUGACGAACGUUCGGUGGCUCGGAAGCGAUACGCAUGUGAUUUCGACGGGCGGGCUCGAUCGAACCAUCAUGCAGUGGAAACACGAACGAGUGGAUGCCGCAGGUAACGAUGACAGCGACAUCAAGUCACCGCUGUCUCCGUUCAAGACGACCACGACCAAAGCCGACGAAAACGACGAUGACGACAACGACUCCAAUGAAACAUCUCUCACCGGAGCACGAGGCAACGUGGGGUCGCAAAACGACAACGCGCCGUUGUUUGAUGCGGAUGCGGGCGAUGAGUUUAUGGCUGUGAAGCCUUGGAUCGGCGCAAUCACGGCACCGAGCAAUCCACCAAAGGAAAAUCCACGAGAGCCAGAGGUCACGAUGCAUCUCGACUGGGUGUUUGGAUACCAGACCGAGCUGUCACGCAACAAUUUGAGGUACAACGCCAAUGGUCAGAUCGUGUACCAUGCCGCGGCCGUCGGGAUCAUGUACGACCGAGACACCAACACCCAAAAACACCACUUAGGACACACCGACGACAUCUUGUGCAUGGCCAUGUCUCCAUCAGGACGAUUUGUGGCGACGGGGGAGCGCGGCAAAAAGCCCACGAUUCGUGUGUGGGAUGCCAAGUCGGGCGCGACCUUGAGUGUCCUGGCAGGGUUUCAUUCGCGAGGGGUCGUGAGCGUCACAUUCAGCCACGACGAAAAGACGAUUGCCAGCGUUGGCGAAGAUGACGACCACAGCUUGGCGAUUUGGGAAGACAAGGGCGGCGCGUGGAGCAAAGGCCAGCUCGUGACAACGGCAAAAGGCGACAAGAACGUCAAUUUGUUUGCGAUUGCGCUGCCUCGGCUGAUCGUGACGGGCGGUGUCAAGCACAUUUUAUUUUGGACUCUGCAGGGGAAAACAGUGUCGCAUGCCAAGGGCCAAUUCGGCAAACUUGCGACGCAGCAGCCGCUCUUGUGCGCGUGCAGCUUUUUUGACAACACGACUCUGACAGGGGCCGAGAAUGGCGACUUGUACCACUGGACGGGCAACACCGUCACCAAGAGCGUGAAAGCACACGAUGGCGCGCUCUCUGCGUUGUAUUCUGUCGUGGCGGACAAGGCGUACAUGGUCGUAUCUGGCGGAAAGGAUGGCAAGGUGUGCGUGUGGAACCAGUCCCUCCAGCAAACGAGUUCGUUUUCCAUGGAUGCGACCGUCACGUUGAGCAGUGUUCGGGCGAAAACGAUCAAGAGCGUUGCGUUCGACUUGUCGUUGAAAAAGAUCUUGGUCGGCACGCUCAGUAGCGAUGCCUUCGAGGUCGACAUUGCGACGGGCCAGCUGGCCAAGACGAUUGCGAGCGGGCAUUUUACCGGGGAAACGUGGGGCUUGGCUGUGCACCCAUUGGACCCGACGCAGUUCCUCACAGUGGGCGACGACAAAAUCGCUCGGCUAUACGACCGCCAGACAAAGACGUCCGUUGUCCUGAUGGAGUUGAAUGACAUGGCGCGGGCAGUUGCGUUUUCACCGGACGGAACGAUGCUCGCGAUUGGGUAUGGCGGAGACAUGGGGCGGGGCAAGAAGAAAGGAGGAAUGGCUGGCGCCAUCGGGUUCUACGAGCACCCUUCGACGACCAUCGUGUUUGAAGACCACCCAUCCAAAGCUCCCAUAAGCGACGUCAAAUUCAAUGCGUCGGGGACGAUGGCGGCGUUUGGAUCCCAUGACACCAAGAUUUACUUGUACUCGAUCGACUCGUCUACGCCGCCCGGCGUUGUCCAAAAGCACAAAGUGUUUGACGCGCAUAAGAGUUCGAUCACGCACUUGGACUUUUCAAGAGACGGCAAGUACUUGCAGUCGAAUUGCGGUGGAUACGAACUGCUCUUUUGCGACACGGCCACCGCGAAACAAAUGAAAUCGGCACGCGCACUCAGAGAUGUCGUGUGGGACUCGUGGACGUGCGCGCUGGGAUGGCCAGUGCAAGGAAUAUGGCCGGAAUUCGCGGAUGGCACCGACAUCAACUCGGUGUGUGUGUCCAACUCGAGGACGUUUGUGGCCACCGGAGACGACAGCUCCAACGUCAAGGUGUUUCGAUAUCCCUGCUUGACCAAAGGCGCAAAAUGGAUCGUUGGCCAAGGCCACUGCUCCCAUGUCACCAAUGUUCGAUUCACGCGGGACGACAAGUACAUUGUGUCGACGGGCGGUAACGACCGCGCCACCAUGCUCUGGCGACUUUCCGAUUGAAUUGAGCCCAAAGGAUUUGUUUUCCAUG